Molecule: messenger RNA, 4270 nt
Organism: Clupea harengus (Atlantic herring)
Lineage: Eukaryota; Metazoa; Chordata; Actinopteri; Clupeiformes; Clupeidae
Gene: klhl34
Product: kelch like family member 34
Molecular function (GO): protein binding
Source: RefSeq, a predicted model, not a curated record
UGCUGAAGAGUGAGAUAUGGUGGCGGGUGUCAUGGGACUUGAUGACUGGCAUCAUCAGUGUUGUGGUAACCAGCCUAUUUACUGAGUCUAGCUACUGUGUUUGCCUAUGAGAAUACACUGAGCACUCAACAGCAGACCCAUCUGUAGGCUGCAUAGAAAGGGCAGCGUGGAGAGGUGAGGAGUUGGAGUAAGGAAACCAAGACUUCUCUCUUGUACUUUUGUCUUACUCCCACUUGUGUCCUCUGUCUCUCUCUCUCUCUUUCUUUCUUUCUUUAUCUCUAUCUCUUCCUCCUACACUAGCUCUCACUGCUGCUCAAUGCAUCUUUUGAUUGACUUACUUUUGUUUUCGUACCUUUUUUUCUUUCUCACAGCCAUAUUUCAUACCCUUCUGCUCCAGCACCAAACCCCAUUUUCUUUUCAAAAGUUACCUCUUUUACUCACUCACUUUUAUAAUAACCUUACUAAUGAAUUACUCUGUAUUUCCUAACUCUUUCUUUCCUGUUGAUAAUGAGGGGGAGUGGUAUGCCCGGCGCGGGGUAAACAGAGGGGCAUGUGUUAGAGCUGCCAGGCGGCUUGGUGUUGUGGCGCUGGUCAGGGGUGGGGGUGGGGGUGGGGGUGGGUGGUGUUGUCUGGUUGACCCUCCUCUCAGCUCACAGCCAGCAUGUCAGAUGUCUCUGACAGUCCAGGGCUCAACAUCGCAAGCGACACAGCUGCACCAAAGGAGAUAGAGGGGAAGAGAGAAAACCGGAGAGGAGAGACCCCCCCGCUUCAAAGACUAUCUUCAUUUCACUCUUGCCUGCUGCAGAGAAGACAACGUGCAAAAACAAUUCCUUACCCCUUAUUACCUGCUUUCCCUCUCUUUAUUUAUCACCUCUCAGCUCCUCUUUCAAGUUACAUACCCCUCUUCCCCUUCUCCCUCUCUCCACCUCCAUGACCGCAGUGAUGAGUUAUUUUCUGGUGCUCAGUAAAUGCCACGGCGACAGCGUCCUGUCUCAGUACCAGUGUCUACGCAAUGACCGGCGCAUGUGCGACAUCGUCCUGGAGUCGUGCGGCGUGGAGUUCCCUGCCCACCGCACCCUCCUGGCCUGCGCCAGUGACUACUUCUGGGCCCUCCUCAAGGAGCACACCUGUGAAUUCGGGGCCCUGGGGCCCCUCAGCCUGCCUGCACUGACGCCCACGGGCCUGGAGAGGGUGCUGGACUUCAUCUACACCUCCUGGAUCUGCCUGUCCCCCUCCACCUUGGAGGAGACCCUGGAGGCCGCCUGCUACCUGCAGGUCACCCACGCCGUGGAACUUUGUGGUCGCUACAUCACCGACAACCUCACCCUGGAGAACUGCUGCUUCUUCGCUAAUGUGGCGUCCCGCUAUGGGCUCUCCGAGGCUCUCAAGGAAGCCAAUGCUUACAUAGCCAGGCGCAUGUGUGAGCUGAUGGGGAAGGAAAGGGACUGCAUUGGGCUGAUGGAGCUCAAUGUGGGGUCACUGCAGGAGGCCCUGGGUACCGAGGACCUGCCUGGCGUGAGGGAGUCCGGCCUGCUGAGGCUGGCGCUGGACUGGCUGGAUCACAACAAGCUCCCGGCGCUGCACAGUAACCUGCUUCUGAGCCAUGUGCGCUUCGCCCUGGUGUCCCCGCAGGAGCUCAGGCAGCUGAGCGUCACCUGCGUGACCCUCAGGACGCCCUUCAUACACAGCCUGGUGCAGAAGGCCCUGCAGUACCACACCGAGGGGCCGCUCCAGCCCCUUCUGCAGAACGAGCAAACACGCAUUAGAGAUACUUCCGGUCAGGUCCUGCUGGUGGGGGGAGGUACAGAGGCCGACCGGCCGCAGCGCCUGAUGCAGAGCUUCGACCCUGACAGCAGGAAGUUCCGGCCGCUGGCGGCCCAGCUGCCCAGCAGGCUGCAGCACCACUGCGUCUGCGUGGUCGGGGGGUUCCUGUUCGUGCUGGGCGGUGAGGAGGUGGAGGCGGAUGGCGAGAGCGAGAAGACGGCCGUGAUGACUGUCAGCGAGCGGGUGUGGCGUUACGACCCACGCUUCCAGCGCUGGGAGGAGGCCGAGCCCAUGAUCCAGCGCAGGGCAAAGUUCUCCUGCUGCGUGGUAGAGGGCGUCAUCUACGCCAUCGGGGGCAGGGCAGAGCCAGGAGAGCCGCCGCUCUCCACGGUGGAGAAGUACAACCUGCGUGCCGGGUGCUGGAGGAAGAGCAUCACACUCCCACACGCCGUCCACGGGCACGCCUGCACCACGCUCCGCAACACCGUCUAUAUCUCUGGCGGUAUCCACGGCCAAGCGGUUGAGAGCAGCAAGGAUGUGCUCCACCUGGACACGUUCGAGAGCAAGGCCUGGGAGAAAUGCGCUGCCAUGUCCAUCGCCCGCUUCGGCCAUCAGAUGGCGGCAGUCGGCGAGCAGAUCUACUCCUUCCUGGGGAUGUACGAGCAGUUCUGCGACAUUGAGCGCUACGACCCUUCGCUGGACCAGUGGACACGCCUGAGGCCACUGAUCAACGACCGCUUCUGCUAUGGGCUGACGGCCACCGCCGACGGCCGCGUGCUGCUAUUCGGGGGAAGGAAGUGGCACGAUGGACAGGAAGUGGUCAUGGCCAACGUGAUGGAGUACGACACGGUGGGCGACACGUGGAGGGAGCUGUGCCGAAUGCCAGGCCCCCUUUGUGGGACACAGUGCGUUCAGCUACCCAUCCUCGACACUGCAGAGACGUAGAAGUGGGGGUCCCACUUACAGGAACCCUCCAUGCCCAGCAACUGCCCCCCACCCCCAAGAAAAUAAUAUACAUAAACCCAAUCAACAGAAAAGGCCUUUUGACAAGUGACAAGCAGUGCAAAUGCCUUUGUAACAGUGGCAGGCCUCAUCUCCUAUUCGUCACAGUGCAAAAGUCUGCAUGAGACAGAAAGAGAAAUGAAAGAGCAUAGCCUCUAUGCAACAGCGUUUAAGCCAACAGAGAUUACUAGAGAGAAGAGAGGAGGCUUUCACAAAGCGCAGAGAUCUGCAAGAGAGAUAAAGGGAAGUAGACUUGCAGUAAAGCUCUCGAGAGCUGGAUAGUAACAGAAGUUCGAGAAUGAGAGCACUGAGGUAGGGAGAGGUGAGAAUGGAAUUGGCAGCCACUGUUAACUCGGGUGGGAAUUAAACUAUGUGUCUCGUUGUUGUUACAAUGCGAAACCUGCAGCCGGGCAAAGCUCAGGGCGCUGACAGAGAGGAGUAAACAGGUGUGUUGAGUUGUAGUUUGCGAGUAAGGAAACCAGCAUGCACACACGGAGAUUAAAAAAUACUUUUUGUGCAAAACUGCAAUGAGAGUAGAACUCACUGACUGCAUGGAAAGCACUGAAUCUUCCGCAUGAAAAAAAAAGCUCUAAAGUGAGAUCCAUUAUGAGAUAAAUGUGUGCAUCUGCAUGUCCUUGUGAUCUUCAUAAAAGGCACACACUUUAGUGGAGUUUAAGAGUUCAAAAUGAAUGGAUUAGAUUUCAGGGGUCUAAAAUAAGUCAAGAGAAAAGGUUUCGGUAGUUGAAUGACCAGUAAUAUGUAUCAUGCACAUAUCACAUAUAUGUUCAUAUUAGCAUGAAGUUUCCAUCCAUCGCACGUUUCACCAUAGAUAGACUGUUCAGAUGCUUGAAUGUGAGUGGGAAACACAUGAAAAUAGAUGCAUGACUCAUACACGCUAAUGGAGCUGUCCUGAUGGCUGUGCCAAACUGCAAUAGGUCAUCGUGCUGAGGUAGAACUCUCCACAGAGAACCAGAGAUCAGAACCUGUGGAACCGAUCAGUGCGGUAGAUGAAUAAAUGCACGAAUAGACUGCGUGAAAAGUGUUUGCUGGUGUGUUUAGGCUGCAGUGAACUGUUUUUUUUUUAUUUUCAACUACCCAAAAUUAUUUUGAAGUGAGGGAUGUCAGAGACCCAACAAAGUGAAAACUUAAACACUCUCAAAAUCAAAGCAAAAUCAAAGACAAGAAAAUCACUCUGAGAAUGAAAGUCAAGAAAGAGAGAAAAGUACUAGAAAAGAAGUGCAGUGGUCAUAUGGCUGAACUGGUAGAGGUCAUAUGGCUGAACUGGUAGAGGUCAUGGGUUCAAAUCCCAGGGAGGGAGCACCAGGGUGGAAAUAAUAUCCACCUUCCCUCUUCUGAAUGUCACUUUGGAUAAACAUGCCUGCUGAAUGACUAACAUAAACGCAGCAACCGCCUGGGGAAACAGGAGAGAGAGAGAGAGAGAGAUUGGAAGAAAAAAGGAAGAGAGGAGAGAGUCUAAAGAUAGAGAAAGAAAAGGACAAGACUA